Glycine soja is the source of this 1267-nucleotide messenger RNA. Its product is annotated as basic leucine zipper 9-like. Gene Ontology annotation, biological process: regulation of DNA-templated transcription. Lineage: Eukaryota; Viridiplantae; Streptophyta; Magnoliopsida; Fabales; Fabaceae. The transcript is spliced from 6 exons. Gene Ontology annotation, molecular function: DNA-binding transcription factor activity. The record is from RefSeq and is a predicted model, not a curated record. Bases 153 to 1055 code for a protein of 300 amino acids.
CCCCACAAGCUGCUACUCUCAUUCCCUUUUCCCUCCCUAUUCUCUCUCCUACUGUUAACGUUUUCUGUUUUCUUUCCGUCGACGUUCUGGCUGCGUCCCAAGAAUCUCUGACGCCGUUGUCGGUUUUCUCCGGCCACGGCUACUUCCAACGGAUGGCGACGACGACCACGGAGUUCGAUCUCGAUUACGAGUUCCCCGAUCUCGAUUACGACCUUCGCUAUCUCAGUCUCGCCGGAAUCGAUGCCCUCACCGCUUUCCAAAACCUAUUACCGGAUGCGGCGAUGACUUCAUUUUCAGCUUGUGGACUAAUAGACCCUCAUUGUUCUCAAAACCUCACUCCCAUGCAUUCCACCAUCACUGCUACCAUUGAUUCUCAGUCAACGAUUUGCGCCACCAGUAAUGUUGGGAGCCCAAUCUCGGCAAAUAAACCAGAGGGCAGAGAGAAUCGUACCAAAGGAGCCACGAGUGGUUCCUCUGAGCCGUCUGAUGAGGAUGAUGAAGCAGGUGCUUGUGAACAGAGCACAAAUCCAGCUGAUAUGAAGCGCCUUAGAAGGAAGGUUUCUAAUCGCGACUCUGCUAGAAGGUCAAGAAGAAGAAAGCAAGCGCAAUUGUCUGAGCUUGAGUUGCAGGUUGAAAAACUCAAAGUGGAAAAUGCAACCCUAUACAAGCAGUUCACGGAUGCUAGUCAACAUUUUCGUGAGGCUGAUACGAAUAACCGAGUGCUAAAAUCAGAUGUAGAAGCUUUGAGAGCCAAGGUGAAGUUAGCGGAGGAUAUGGUCACUAGGAGCUCUUUUACUACGUUAAACUAUCAGCUUCUUCAGACACAACAACAUCAAAUGAGCACACCCCCGCAACUGAACACGACUAAUCUUCGCCGCAUGGCGCAUGUUUCGCCAACCAUCACCGUCCAUGGUAAUGAUGCCUCAUACAAUGGUGUAACAGUUGGUGAACAGAAUUCAUCAGCACUUGGAAACUUGGAUAUGACUUUCAACAACAUCAACAAUGGAGUCAUGAACAAUGCUAUGAGUUGUGGGACUAUUUGGCCACUUGAUUAGACUCUAGCUAUGUUAUUUGUCUUGUCUAAUUUGAUUAGUAGCCUAUGUUAAUGUCAAGCUGUGUUAUUUGUCUUCGCUUGAUUCCUCUUUAAUGAUGCCUCUGUUUAAAAUGGUGUCUUCUUUCGUUGUAUCUAGUUUUGUAUAAAAGGACAUGAUUGCUUUAUCCAUUUCUCUGAAUGUAAUUGUAAAAAGACAAACAUCUCACCUUGCCA